AUGAAGACCCUGGUGAGCCCGAGUUCGAGGGUGGUCGUGGACAAGCACUGGGACAGAGAGAAGAAUGCCUUUGUUCACAGGCUUGAAGCUUGUUUUCUUAGGCCUAAGAGAAGUGUGGAUUUUCGGUUCUUGAAUUUGGUGUGUUUUCUGCAACAGAGCAAGCCUGUCAAGCCAGUCAUUUGUCUCUCAUCAAAAACCCAGACUGAAUUGGAGGUGACAGAUGAUCAAAUCCAAGAAACACAUCAUACAAAAACUAUUCAUGUCAAAUUCCAGUUGCAGAAAGAGUGCUCGUUUGGGCAGCAGUUCCUCAUAGUAGGGGAUGAUCCUAUGUUCGGUUUGUGGGACCCUUCAAGCGCAAUACCGAUGAACUGGUCAGAUGGGAAUGUGUGGACUGUUGAGCUGGAUAUACCAGUUGGGAAAUCGGUCCAGUUCAAGUUCAUACUCAAAGAAAUCACAGGGAAUAUCUUGUGGCAGCCUGGCCCAGAUCGAAUUUUCCAGACCUGGGAAACGAAGAACACAAUCACUGUUUGUGAAGAUUGGGCAGAUGCUGAACUUCAGAAAAUAAUAGAGGAAAAUCAAGCUAAUCAAAGUGUUGGUUCCAAUGUUAACUCAGAUAUGUCGAUUGUAGCUGAGAACCUGACUCUUCCAGAAGAACUAGCUUUGAAUAUCACCAAGGAACCAACCAUUGCUGAUAGCAGCACUGAUCCAGCAGAGAAACCAUUGGCGGAACCAUGGAAGGAACAAAUUGUUGCUGAUAAAGUUUCUCCUUCACAAGAGGAACCCAAAACUACUGUUGCAGAGAAUGUAACCCCAAAAUGGCCAAAGUCAUAUAUGGAACCAUGCGAGGAACAAAUUGCUGCAAGAACUAAAGUGGUUGACGAAGAGAGAGUUAUUUUUCCAAGUGAGGACUAUGCAGCCAUCUCCAAUAAGGAGUUGUUGGUGGCAGACAACAUUUUUGGCAAUAAUGGCAGAGCUGCAACCGUAAGGAACCUUUCAAGCACUCACAUUGAGGGAAGCCUAAUCAACUAUGAAGAAGGUCAUGUGCUGGUACCUGGCUUGACUCCUUCACCAACUAUUCCAACUGAAGAAGCAAAGAAAGAGAAAGUUGAGAAACAGAUGUCUUUUGAUGAUGGCUCAGUUGGAGCCUUCGAAGCUAAGGAUCUUAAGAUGCCAGAGAUUCAGCUAGACUUGAAGCAAGAGCCAUACAGUGACCCACCUCAAGCAGAAACAACUGCUAUCAUCAAGGAUAAUGUACAGAGUUUCGACGAUGAACUUGAGCAAAGCCCUGCUAAAAAUGCAGAACAUUCCAACUCAGAGUCAGCCAACGGUAGUGUCUUGCACAAUGACCCAUCUCAAGAAGAAACAAAUGCCAUGAUCAAUGAUAAAGAAGAGAAGUCUGAUGACGAUCAACUCAACCAAAUGCAUCACCCUGCUAAAUGGGCAGACCAGUCUGACUCAGAGCCAAUCAACGAUAAUGUCUUGGACAACGACGUACAAUGGGGUCGUAAAAUGCUGCAGAAAUUUCUGAAUAAUUUCCGAUUGCAUUAG
This is a messenger RNA of Prunus armeniaca (apricot), 1548 nucleotides long. NCBI's taxonomy places the organism in Eukaryota, Viridiplantae, Streptophyta, Magnoliopsida, Rosales, Rosaceae. The record is from the annotation of a GenBank genome assembly.